AUGAGCGAACGUGUUUGCAAUAUUCCAAAGAACUUUGCCGGAGAGAAGGACAAGGCUCCAAGAGAAUUUACGGCUCAUGAAAGGUUACAAAACCUGAACAGCUCCCCCAUUCGCGCCAACAACCCCAACAGCUUCGUCGUCACCGACGUCGAUCCCGACGCGGUAAUCAGUGAAGUCGAUUUGGAUGACGACGACGUCGAAGAGAUGUCCUCGCCGAGCAGCGCGUCGGAGGUCCCGCCCCCGUACCUGGAAGUUGCGCGCGCACGUCGCGCUGAGACGGAGGAGCUGCGCUUGCGCGUACACCACCAUUUUUCGCUGCUACUUUCGAGCCUCAUUACCAAACAUACUCACCCCGACGCCCCACCCACCACCAUUACCACCAAGAACAGCACGCCCUCCUGCUUGCCGAAGACGUCGGCCCACGUUCGCGUCAGUGAUUCCAUGGCGGCUUUGGUAGCGGCGAAAAGACCGAAUGAACUGUGA
Messenger RNA from Aplosporella prunicola CBS 121167, 483 nucleotides. RefSeq lists its product as uncharacterized. Bases 1 to 483 code for a protein of 160 amino acids. NCBI's taxonomy places the organism in Eukaryota, Fungi, Ascomycota, Dothideomycetes, Botryosphaeriales, Aplosporellaceae. The record is from RefSeq and is a predicted model, not a curated record. The transcript has 2 exons.